AACUUUGUAUAAGACCUCCUUGCUUCGCGCGACUACCCACCAAUCUCUACAGGCCACGGCAAGAUCAUUGUCAAACACUAUGGAUCCAUUCAACCUCCCCAUCGAAUGGGCUCUCCAGCUUCUUACUGGUGUCCUCCCAGACCCCUACCUCUCCCUCGCCCGUCAACACCUCCUCUCGCCCGACUCCGCCAUCCAAUCUCUCAAGCGGCACAUAAUGUCAACAAUCGAAGCCUUCAUCUCCACUCUCAUCCCGAUCAUGCAGCCGCUUGUUGAGCGGCUAACGGCAUACAUCUACGCCUCCCCCGACGUGGUCAUUCUCGCCGGCGUGCUGUUGCUGCUGGUCAUGGUGCUGCAGGUUCUGAGCUGGAUGCGACGGGUGCUCAUGUUUUUCACCAGGCUUGCGUUCACGCUGGUGUUCUGGGCGGGUAUGGCGGCGGUCGCGAGCUGGGUGUACAGGCGCGGAAUGGAGCAGAGCGCGAGAGAUGCGACGUUCUGGCUGGGCAGGGCGAGCGGGUAUGGACUGGGCAUUUGGAAUUUCUUCAUGACCGAGUGGCAGAGGUACGAGGCGCAGGAUAAGGCGAGGGGUCAUGCUAAGUAUGACCGUGCUUAACGAGGAGAAGCGGGAGAUAUGUCGUUGGAUAGCAAGGAAGAGGCAAGGGUGGAUAAGGGGAGGGCGUCAGGGUGAAGCGGAAAGGGCAGGCAGCGAUGGAAGAUCAAGAUGAUGGUGGAGAUAUUUUGGAUGAUGACUAUGAAGAAGACGAUCACUCUUGAAAAGGAGAGAUGGAGAAUCGAUGCUUCGCGGAGGAGAAUACGGGG
Neurospora tetrasperma FGSC 2508 is the source of this 816-nucleotide messenger RNA. RefSeq lists its product as uncharacterized. The record is from RefSeq and is a predicted model, not a curated record. The coding region runs from base 80 to 610 and encodes 176 amino acids. The transcript is spliced from 2 exons. Lineage: Eukaryota; Fungi; Ascomycota; Sordariomycetes; Sordariales; Sordariaceae.